AUGAAAAGCCUUGUAGGACGCAGCGCAAUAGCCUUUCAGCCAGCGCAGCGCCCUCGAGGCCUGCGCGACGCGUUUGCGGCGGCGGCGUCACCGCCCUGCCACAGGCGCCCCGUGACUCGCGCCUCCCCGGCCGCGCCCGCGCGCCCGAGCCCAGGGCAGCGGCCGCGCCCCUCUGGAGCGACGCCCUCGGCGGUGACCGCGCAGGCGCCGGUGCUCGCGCCCACCCUGGCGGCGGCGGCGGCGGCGGCCUCGGCGGUGGGGCGGGACCCCUGGUCCCUGGUUGGUUUCCGCAUCGCGCUCGACAUGGCGGUACCAAUUAUGGAAUUGUGGAUAGCAUUCAAGCUCCUGGACUGGCUGGCGACGAGGUUGAAGAAGGGCAUUGACGCACGCAUGGCGGGCGACGGCAGCCUGAUGGACGAGCUCGGCAACAGGGCAACCCUGGUCGGCCUGCUGCUGCUGUCGCUGCGCAAGCCGGCGUCCUACAUGCUGCCGCCCCUGGUCUUCAUCUACCUGGCCAGUCCCUGGUAA
Monoraphidium neglectum is the source of this 528-nucleotide messenger RNA. RefSeq lists its product as hypothetical. The transcript is spliced from 4 exons. The coding region runs from base 1 to 528 and encodes 175 amino acids. The record is from RefSeq and is a predicted model, not a curated record. NCBI's taxonomy places the organism in Eukaryota, Viridiplantae, Chlorophyta, Chlorophyceae, Sphaeropleales, Selenastraceae.